CGGCGCAGGCGCUGAGGCAGCGUCGUCGUCGCCGGGGUCUGUCGCUCGCACUGUUUUGCCUUCUGGACACCUGAGGCGGCCGCCGGUGGGUCCUGCGGCUUUCCCUUCCGCCGCUGGGGACUGCUGGCCAUGUCCCGAAAGCAGGCGGCAAAGAGCCGGCCGGGCAGCGGCAGCCGGAAAGCCGAGGCCGAGCGCAAGCGGGACGAGCGGGCGACGCGCCGGGCCCUGGCCAAGGAGCGGCGGAACCGGCCGGAGUCCGGCGGCGGCGGCGGCUGCGAGGAGGAGUUCGUCAGCUUCGCCAACCAGCUGCAGGCCCUGGGGCUGAAGCUGCGGGAGGUGCCGGGGGACGGCAAUUGCUUGUUCAGAGCUCUUGGUGAUCAAUUGGAGGGACACUCACGAAAUCAUCUCAAGCACAGGCAGGAGACGGUGGACUACAUGAUAAAGCAGCGGGAAGAUUUUGAACCCUUUGUAGAAGAUGACGUUCCUUUUGAGAAGCAUGUGGCCAGUUUGGCAAAGCCUGGUACUUUUGCUGGCAAUGAUGCAAUUGUAGCCUUUGCAAGAAAUCAUCAGUUGAAUGUAGUGAUUCAUCAACUUAAUGCCCCUUUGUGGCAGAUUCGUGGUACAGAUAAGAGCAGCGUGAGGGAGUUACACAUCGCGUAUCGGUACGGAGAGCACUACGACAGUGUUCGGAGGAUCAAUGACAACUCAGAGGCACCUGCACAUCUCCAGACGGAUUUUCAGAUGCUUCAUCAAGAUGAAUCAAAUAAAAGAGAAAAGAUCAAGACAAAGGGAGUAGACUCUGAAGACGACCUGAGAGACGAAGUGGAGGAUGCUGUCCAGAAAGUUUGUAAUGCCACUGGAUGUUCAGAUUUUAAUUUAAUAGUCCAAAACCUGGAAGCUGAAAAUUAUAAUAUUGAAUCUGCAAUAAUUGCCAUGCUUCAGAUGAACCAGGGGAAGAGAAAUAGUGCAGAAGAGAAUCUUGAGCCCAGUGGUCGAGUGCCGAAGCAGUGUGGCCCUUUAUGGGAGGAGGGUGGCAGUGGUGCCAGGAUCUUUGGAAAUCAGGGCUUAAAUGAAGGCAGGACCGAAAAUAACAAGGCACGGGCCAGCCCUAGUGAAGAAAACAAAGCAAAUAAAAAACAAGUCCCAAAGGUCACAAACAAACAGAGGCGAGAACAGCAGUGGCUGGAGAAGAAGAAGCGUCAGGAGGAGAGGCACCGCCACAAAGCCCUGGAGAGCAGAGGCAGCCACAGGGACAACAGAAGUGAAGCAGAGGCGAACACGCAGGUCACCUUGGUGAAGACCUUUGCUGCUCUCAACAUCUGACUCUCUGGCAUCCUGGGAGUUUUAAGAAGCAGCUGGAAAAGGAGUGCUGUGUGCCAGACUUUCCACUGCGGCCGUCCUUUUAUAAAAUGAAACACAACCAACAAAGCUCACACAUGAGCUCACAACCCUGAGUUAGUUUCCUUCGAGCUGCCUCUUUUUUGUUCAAAGUUUUAUUAGUGGUAUGUUUUGUUUUAUGAAAAUUCAGUGAAGCCAUUCAUAUUCUGUAAUACAAAAUUAAAAUACUAAGUUUUAGGGGCAGAUAGGUCAGGAAAAACCUUUUAAAUGGUGGCUUUAUUGUCCUGAAAAGACUUCAGUGACCCUAGGAUCUUUUCUUAACAUUUGGGGUGAGUUUUGCUGUAAUCGUUCAUGAUGUAGUUUAGAAUAAUUGUUAGAAAUUCAGAAUGACAAGUUUCCUUAGUUUCUCUUUCAUUUUCAAACAGAUACUAACAUAUAGGGUAGCUUAUAAAUGAUCUCCAACUCAGGAAUAUGUUUAGAUUUUACUUUCUUCUAAUCCAAGUUACUCAGAAAAUAAUUCGGGAAUUGUUUUCCUAGAGUUAUAUGAGGGUUGUGGCCUGCAGUCAGGAUGGAAAUUAAACAACUGCAUUUCUGUCUUUCCUGAUUCUUUCAGAUGGGAUGCAGGUGCUGUUAGUUCAUUUGCACUCAAGCCAUAUGAUAAAUGCAGCUGACUGUUAAUUAGGCCUAGGUCCUGUUGGGAAGUUGACCGUGGUGUUGGGUUUUGGUAUUUGUUUCCUGACAGUGAGAUGAUGGCAUGUUACUGCUUGUGUUACAGUUCUGGAAUUCUGAGAGUUGGUAGAGCAGGGUCUGUAGUUGUAACAGGAAAAACUCCUGGGGUUUUGCCUAAGAGGAGUCUAAAGAAUUAAAUGUUUUUAUAGGAGAAACCUAGAAGAAUAAGGUUUUUCAUGUUCACAUUUUAAAUAACAAUUUUUUUCCCUUCUCUUCUAGACUUAGAUGCCUUCAGAGAGAUACAUGGUAACUUGACCUCACAGGUCGCUAAACUUAGUAUUGUGGAAAUUAAGUCUUAUAAAAUGCCACGUUUAUUUCUUUUUAUUUAAGCCCUGUUUGGCAUUUCAAAGUUGGGAAAACUCCAACAUCUGCCGGAAGUUGUUGGACCAUCAGGGAAGAGAACAUACUUUGGUUGAGGCCUUCGAAUGACUCUUCAGUUCUGAAAUAGACAGACUUGGGCAGUGGAGAGAUGUCAUUCCUAAAACUGAGUUAUGUGGAUGUGAACUUAAAAACCGUAAUGUAUGAGGUGGCUCAUCUUGGACAAUCUUUGUCUUUUGGAACCUAAUACUUGGGCAAAUAAUUGAUGCUGAGUUGAUUUUAUCUUCUCCACCCCUCACGUUUCAGAAUUAGAAAAAUGUUGGCAGGCCCUGGAGUUGUCAGAGAUUGUCUUUAUCAGCAGGCCACUUGCUUUCUUCAGUUUUACUGAUGUCUUUUUUUUGUUUUUUGACUUUAGUGGGUUUUUGUAGUUGAAGCAUCAGUAGUCUCUUGGAAUUGCUCCUAGGACAUUGUGGUUUGGGCUUCUCCCUGGGUAUAGUACAUUGUAAAAUUUAGCAGAUUAAAAAAAACGUACAGCGUUUUUUUCUGUGCACAUCACAGAGUCCUGAGCUUGAGGCCGUGUUACUCUACUCAUCCCAAACGAAAGGUGUCUGUUGCCUUACUCUACGGGGUGGGAGCCAGUGCUUUAGUACCUAUGGCUGUCUUGGUUUUCAACUCUGGGCAGAUUCCUGACUGGCUUGGUGUUUCUGAAUGAAUACACUUCCCUGUCUGUUUUGUACUGCUUGAGAGCAGAAGGCCAGAUCCUCUCAUAAAGAUAAGAUUGUAUGCCAGAAAUUCAGAUUAGCAGUCACUUAAGAGAGACUCAUUGUCAGAAGUCAUAGAAUUGCCUUAUUUAACUUGGUUAAUGAAGGUGGCCUUGGGCCCUGUUGGGUUUUAGAAGUUUUAGAAGCUGCUAAAAAGUUAUUAAAGAAUAUUGGGAACAUUUAUUUAUAAAUUACCUAAUUCUGAUAAUAGGCUUCAGCAUUUCUGGAGUAUAUUAACGGUGGUUUAAAAAACUAAUCAAAUGGCUUUAGUCAUUUUCUUUUAUUACUAUUUCACAGCUUUUCACUUACAGUUGGUCUGUGUUUAGUGUGUUAAUGAUUAGGAAUGGGAUACAUGCAUCCAACUUCAGUGAUACCCUUAGGUAAUGGUUUGAGUUUAGAUUUCACUGCCUCAGUCUCACUGGAGCACAUGAGAUAGUUGGGAUCGGUAUGCUUAGUUGCCUCAGUGUGCACUUGAAAGUUACUUCACCGGCCUCCUGAGUGGAGGCCCGGCAUGUUAGUCCUGGAUGACUGUCGUCAGAGCUGUUACUCUAGUACAGGUAUUCCUGUGAACUCUUUAUUAGGAACUGAAUGUGUCUUAACCUGUGUCACAGCUUGGCUGGUAGAGAUUUAUGUUACAUGUUACAUGGGAUUGCCUUACAGUGUGGUCAGGAGAAAGCGGAUGGAGCAGUGGUGCAAAGCUGCUUACUGCUCUUAGAAACUAUAUAUAAAGGUUUUAGGGAUUUUUAAAAGAUUUUUUUUUUUUUUAGAGGUCAACAUAAAUUCAAUUUUAGUGGCAACAGCUUUGAACUAGAGAGGUAGGUGUAUUAAAACAACAUAGAACCAUAACUUCUAGAUACUGUAGUUGCCACUAGGAGAUACUAGAAAGGUAGAAUGUGUAUGCAUAUUUCGUUUUUCAAUAAUAGUGAAUAUACACUUUCAGGAGCAAUGUAUGGUUGAGAAAUUGUGGCAGAAAGAAUUUUAAAUGUUAAUUGAAGUUGUCUAUAGUUCUUUAUUAAGCUCUGAAAACACUUCCAAUGCCAAUUUGAUUCUGAGGGCUUGGGAAGUGGGAUCUCCCUUGUGGAGCAGCUGGAGCUGGCAUGGAGGGAGCAGGUUCUGUGGGUGAUUUAUUGUGCCUGCCCUGCUUCCCCCAGGGAGCUCCUUCGGUGUGAAAUGAUGAAAUGAUGUGAUUGUCGGGGUGGGGUGGAGGUGGGGGUGGGGUGGGAUGGGAGGAGGGCCACCAUCAGUCGGGGAGAGAGUUGCUCACUAUUACAUAGGUAAUAUCAGCUGGACUUUGGCACUGAACUGUACUUGUAGUUGAGUCCCUGUAGUCAAUGUGCAAUUUCUCUAAUUCUGAGAAACUCUGUAGACUGCCUGGGUUUUACUGGGUCAGCAUAGAAUGCUAUCAGUUUACCUCUGAAAUAUUCAGUCAGUUAAAGGAAACCUGGAUUCCUAGUCAGAAGUGACUAAGAAUUACUGUGACUGAAAGGAUCUUUGCAGGGGGAAGAGAUCGGAGCUUCCUGAUUUUAGUGUGUCGCGUGGGUGGCCCUCUCCGACUCCCGUUUUGAGUAGAUGCAUAGCUCUUCACCUUCUUACCUCAAGGCUCUGUCUAGCCAUGUUAAAUCUGUAGACUCAGAGUCUGAUGCAGUUUGUCUGUUUUGCCAUUCUCAUUAUUCAGUUUCAUUCAUCACAGCUUUCAGAACAAGUGUUGCUAAAACUCUGGGGCCUUUGACAGUUGUUCUGAGGUGAUGUAAUAAUGGCACUUUUUAUAAGGUGUGUUUUCCUGGCUCUAAAAUAAAUUGUAUUUUUUUAAAUGACAUCAUUGAAUUGAAGCUGUAGAUGGCAUAUUUAAAUUAUAAAAUCUGCCAUCACAUAUUAGAAAGGGGACAGUCAUUUUUGGAAUGUGGAGAGAACGUGGAGCACCAGUCAGCAAGUGCACGUGGAGUGCGGAGCUUCCCAUGCACUGCUAAUACGGGGCCUCCGGAAAGCUGUGCCUUGUGGCUGGCCCGACCCUCUUCUGUCCCAAGGUGAAAUUCCUUUAAAACCUCAGGCUCUGACCUAUGUCUUCGAAGCAGCUGCUUUGUAGAGCCCGUCUCUUACUGUCCUUGUUAGGACUGUUUUUUGGCUCCAUGAAAAUGUUUAGCAUCCCUGCAGAAUUACUUGAGAAGGGGUUGGUACCAGUGUGAAGAGUAUUUCUGUAAAACUACGAACUUUUGCAUAGGGAAUUUAUUCUAAGCAGGGCAUAGCCAUGAUCCAGAGCAACCUCUGCUCACUGCCAGUCCUUGUGGCUGGCGGGUGAUUGCCCGACAGACCCUCUGUGGCCUGGCUCUCAUCCUCGGUGUGUCAGCCUGCAGCAGGCUGCCUACCCUCCAUGACAAUCAUGUGAGCCCAGCCACAGACCUCAGCUGGCGGUUUGAUCUCUGGCAGGCCCCUCGAGCAGUGCUGGUAAGAGAUUCCCCACAUUUUCCCACUCUUACGGUUCACUUUUCAUAGCAGGAAGGGCCCUUGGCCUCCCCAGUGACUCUUCUGGCAGCCUCCACCAGCACUAAGCUCAGAGGAGAGAAGAGCCAGGAGUCAGAUGUCACACCCGGGGGCUCCCCUUUCCCAUGUAGAAGUGUUGGCGUGUGUCAGUCCCCUUUACAGAGGGGCGGCUGUGUCUGUGGAGAAGGGGCCUUCUCAUUUUCUAAUUGCACUAUACUUGUUCUAGCUUCAGUUUGGAGAUAUUAAGACCUCCGUGGGGUCAUGAUCCAUAGACUUAGCAAGUCUUGCCUUAUCUAUGGAGCUUGAUGGUGAGAAUUGUGACCGUUGUCUGACGUCCAUAGUUCCUUCCCCCUAGAUCGUUUCUUUCCACAGAUUGUGUUCAUCCAAACCAUUUUAUUUUUUAUUUACCAAAGUACUGUACUUGGCUAUUUGCAGUGUUUUCAAAACCAAAUGUUUCUUUUUUUGUGUUUUUAAUCUUCGAUACUCGGUGCAAUAGAAGCUGCAAAGAUGUGCCACUUUAUCUAUGAAAUGGAGUUUUGUAUACCAAUAAAUUCUAGUUUAAAAACAAA
Messenger RNA from Cebus imitator (Panamanian white-faced capuchin), 6193 nucleotides. It is a transcript of the gene OTUD3, whose product is annotated as OTU deubiquitinase 3. Gene Ontology annotation, molecular function: cysteine-type deubiquitinase activity. NCBI's taxonomy places the organism in Eukaryota, Metazoa, Chordata, Mammalia, Primates, Cebidae. The transcript has 8 exons. The record is from RefSeq and is a predicted model, not a curated record. Gene Ontology annotation, biological process: protein deubiquitination. The coding region runs from base 130 to 1323 and encodes 397 amino acids.